AUGGCUGCCCAUCCGGAGCCAUUCAACUGGCCGGAGAUCUGCUCCCAGCAUGAGAGAGUUCUCUCGUCACAUGUCGACGUGCUCAAGUCUCUUCGGGAGAGUGUCACGUGGGACGAUGAUGCUGUUCGCCUGGUCGCAUCCAUGGUUGAGAGGACGACGAGAUUGAUGGCCCAAUUUCAGGUCGUCAAGAAGCAGCUGGCACAAAAAAACUCAAAUGGGCGAGAUCCGGACCCAUCCGCCAGCAUAGAUUCGCGCAACCCCCGCGACAACCACCCAAAAGAGAGAAAGAAAAGGUCGCGAUCGAGAAUGGCGAUGGGUGAGCUAACACCCCCGUCGAUUACACCUGAACAGCCACAGACGCUGGCUUUGCGUCCUCCAAAGCGAAAGCGCCUAGAUGUGGCCGUGCCUGGUGGUGAUGAGGACGUGCGGAAUGUGAUGCCCGUUUCGGCUGAGACGGAAGACAUCUCGGAGGAGGUGCAACGGCGGCUUGCCAUCAAAGACGAGAAGCGGAAGAAGAGGGACUCCCAGCUCGAAAAGAGGAAACGGGAGAGUUUGGCAUCCAACGGGAGUACCUCGUCUGUGGGGGCUACUACGAAGCCAAAGAAAAGGCGCCGGGUUGUCAAGCCGGAUGCUGAGUCUCCCACUGGCAGUCCCAGCCAUGUCAAAAGAGGUGAUCUUCAUGAUGAAACGGACGAUAAUGGACCGGACGGGAGGGGGCGGGUAAAACGACACAAGCACUCUCUAUAG
Molecule: messenger RNA, 747 nt
Organism: Aspergillus campestris IBT 28561
Lineage: Eukaryota; Fungi; Ascomycota; Eurotiomycetes; Eurotiales; Aspergillaceae
Exons: 4
Coding region: 1-747 (248 amino acids)
Source: RefSeq, a predicted model, not a curated record